AUGGCUCAGGCAUAUUCUGAAGUCGUCCCCGGCACAGUUCAUCUGGUCGAUGCUGGUCGCAGCGGUGGCAAUGACAUUGAACUUGUUCCCCGUCCCAGCGACGAUCCAGAAGAUCCCCUCAAUUGGAGCAGACGCCGCAAGCUCAUCUCCGCAGCCAUGGUGUUUGUCUACACUCUUGGCGUCGGUCUUCCUUCUACUCUUCAAUACUCUGUUCUUGUCGAGAUCUCUCAAGACACCGGUAUCUCCAUCGCCGAUUUAGUUCAAGGUACAGGAGUCAUGUUCCUCUUUCUCGGCUGGAGCUGUCUGUUCUGGCAGCCUAUUGCCUUGACCUAUGGAAGACGCGGUGUCUAUCUCAUUUCCACCAUCGCUGCUGUGCCCUUGAUGGUCUGGACUGCUUAUUCGCGAUCUGCUGGCGAGUGGUACGCUCACCGUAUCCUUCUCGGCUUCUUCGUUUCGCCUAUUGAAUCUCUUCCCGAAGUCAGUAUUCCUGACAUUUUCUUUGCACACGAGAGAGGAACGUGGAUGAGUUUGUAUGUCUUCGUUUUGUUCGGAUCCAAUUUCUUAGCCCCAGUCGUGGCUGGCUUCUUCGCCGAUGCGUACGGUUGGCGGUGGACCAUGCAUUUCGGUGCUAUUUUCGCUGCAUUCAGCUUCGUUAUCCUUUUCUUCUUUAUGGAAGAGACGAUCUAUUUCCGACCAACCUUUGAAGGUCUUGAGGAUCAGGAUGAACCGAUCAAGGGUCAAGCUGAGAAUGAUCUUGGCUCUGCGCAGAACAGUCCCGAACGACCGACCACGAAGGAGGGUGCUGGCGCUAUCGUCAACAGUGAUCAACUGCAAGGCACUGUGCACACAAAGAAGAGUCUCGCCACUCACCUCAAGCUCUUUGCUAGAAAGGACGGUCGUCCAACUAAAGCAAACAUGCUCAAGUCCAUGCUGGCUCCACUUCCGCUCAUGGUCCUCUUCCCCAAUGUCGCUUGGGCAGGGUUCAUCUACGGAAUUAACCUUUGCUGGUACAAUGUCUUGAACGCCACCACUAGCCCUAUCCUUAGUGCAUCACCGUACAACUGGUCUACUAGCAUGGUCGGCUUGAUUUAUGUCGGCCCCAUCAUUGGCGCUGUUCUCGGAUGUCUAUGGGCUGGUGCCAUCGCCGAUCGCCUUACUCUCUCCCUCGCUCGAAGAAACAAUGGCGUUCGAGAGCCUGAGCAGCGACUUUGGCCGUUGGCUUUAUCCGCCUUCUUAUCUUGCGUUGGGCUCAUCGUUUGGGGCGUUGGCGCUGAUAACGAUAUCCACUGGGCUGGACUGGCGAUUGGUUUGAUGGUACUCACUUUCAGCUGCGUCACCGGAGGCUCGAUCGCUUUGUCGUACAACGUCGAUUGUUUCAAGGAUAUCAGCGGCGACACCACGACUUCUAUCAUUAUUAUUCGCAACACACUGGGUUUUGCCAUCUCGUACGGAAUCACGCCUUGGUAUGUCAACAUGGGUCUGCAGAAUUGUUUCAUCAUGGCGGGUUUCCUCUCUCUUGGAUGUACUAGCACCUUUUUGUUCAUGAUCUGGAAGGGUAAGAGUCUGCGACGCCAUGCUGCACCGAGGUACUGGGACCACGUUCAGAAGAUGUUGCAGCACUAG
Molecule: messenger RNA, 1623 nt
Organism: Fusarium musae
Lineage: Eukaryota; Fungi; Ascomycota; Sordariomycetes; Hypocreales; Nectriaceae
Exons: 1
Coding region: 1-1623 (540 amino acids)
Biological process (GO): transmembrane transport
Molecular function (GO): transmembrane transporter activity
Source: RefSeq, a predicted model, not a curated record